AUGGAACUGAAACGCUAUUUGUUGGAAAGUAUUCCAUUUGCAGCAAUGGUGAUUGUAGAGAUUCUUGAUGUUGGGUUGACCACAUUGAGCAAAGCAGCCAUGUCCACAAGAGGAAUGAAUCACUUUAUCUUUGUUCUUUACUCCAAUGCUCUUGCCACUUCCAUUCUCCUCCCUUCUUCUUUCCUCAUCAACAGGACAACAAGACCGCCACUGUCUUUCUCACUUCUUGUCAAAUUCUUCCUCCUCGGCCUGGUCGGCAUCACUAUAAUGCAGAAUUGUGUAUUCACUGGCAUAAGCUACAGCUCUCCCACCCUUGGAUCUGCUAUGAGCAACUUGACUCCAGCAAUCACUUUUGUACUAGCUGUCAUUUUCAGGAUGGAAAAGUUGGAUGUUGGAAGUUCAAUAAGCCAGAUCAAAAUGGUGGGGACAGUACUGUCUAUCUCAGGAGCAUUGCUAGUGACCCUUUACAAAGGCGCUCCCAUUUGCAGCUUUCAAACUCAACCCUCGGCAUCGCAAGAAUUUCAGUCUCUAUUAGAAGAAACCAGCAACUGGGUCAUUGGAGGUCUCUUUCUAUUCACUGCCUCUUUAUCUCUUUCCAUAUGGAAUAUUGCUCAGGCAGCAAUUCUUAGAGGAUAUCCAUCUCAGUUGACCAUAGUGGCCUUCUAUUGCCUGUUUGGAACAAUGCAAUGUGCAGUACUUUCUCUAAUUGCAGUCAAAGAUCGAAAUGCUUGGAAUCUCAGUGCUGAUAUUGAGCUUAUCUCUAUAAUAUAUUCAGCAGUUUUUGGAAGUGUGGUGACAUUUUCUGUACUGACUUGGUGCAUAGAUAGGAAAGGACCUGUAUUUGUUUGCAUGUUCAAACCUGUAGGAAUUGCCAUUGCUGCUUUUAUGAGUGCUGCCUUCCUUGGUGAAACACUUCAUGUUGGCAGUGUCAUGGGAGCAGUGGUAAUAGCCAUUGGAUUUUACACAGUUAUGUGGGCACAAUCAAAAGAGGGAAAUGUGAAUGGCCUAGAAGUUGAUGGAUCAUUAUCAUCCUCAUCUGCCGAAGAGAGUCCUCUACUAGGGUCUCAGUGA
Vicia faba (fava bean) is the source of this 1071-nucleotide messenger RNA. NCBI's taxonomy places the organism in Eukaryota, Viridiplantae, Streptophyta, Magnoliopsida, Fabales, Fabaceae. The record is from the annotation of a GenBank genome assembly.